This is a messenger RNA of Alnus glutinosa, 829 nucleotides long. RefSeq names its product transcription initiation factor TFIID subunit 10. Gene Ontology annotation, biological process: transcription initiation at RNA polymerase II promoter. NCBI's taxonomy places the organism in Eukaryota, Viridiplantae, Streptophyta, Magnoliopsida, Fagales, Betulaceae. The transcript has 6 exons. Gene Ontology annotation, molecular function: promoter-specific chromatin binding; RNA polymerase II general transcription initiation factor activity. The record is from RefSeq and is a predicted model, not a curated record. Gene Ontology annotation, cellular component: transcription factor TFIID complex; SAGA complex; nucleus. Bases 141 to 551 code for a protein of 136 amino acids.
CAAUUUUAAAUCUAUUUUCGACUUGUUUUGUGACCCCCAAGAGUCCAAGACCCUAAGUCGAGAAGUCACCGAACAUAGUCCCAAAAACACCCGAAAUCCCAAUUGCUCAGGUUCUCCCCCUUCUCCAGAACACUGUGAGGAUGAACCAUAAUCAGCAAUCAAGUGAUGGUAUGCACGAAGAUGAAGCUGCGCUCUCCGAUUUCCUUGCAUCCUUAAUGGACUACACUCCCACUAUACCGGACGAGUUGGUGGAGCAUUACUUAGCCAAGAGCGGGUUCCAAUGUCCCGACGUUCGACUAAUUAGGCUGGUAGCUGUUGCUACGCAGAAGUUUGUAGCUGAGGUUGCAACCGAUGCCCUACAGCAGUGCAAGGCAAGACAGGCAACAGUAGUUAAGGACAAAAGGGAUAAGCAGCAAAAGGAUAAGCGCCUAAUGUUAACAAUGGAGGACCUCUCAAGGGCACUGCAUGAGUAUGGCGUGAAUGUGAAGCACCAAGAGUAUUUUGCGGACAGCCCUUCAACUGGGAUGGAUCCUGCUUCAAGAGAUGAAUGAAAAGUUUUCAAGUCCCCUAUCUAAUAUAUGCUUAUGAAAAUACUGCUACAUAGCUUGUGAUGCUUAGUCUCUCUUCUGCAAUAUUGUUGCCAAUGGCUAUCUUGACAAAAUCUAGCCCUUAUUAUGCCUUUACAUUGUGAAAAAAAAAAAGACUCCUUAUUAUGUGUUUUUCCUUCCUUUAUUAAUUCUUUUUAAUAAGAUUACUGCUGAAUCAGCGUAGAGAUACAAGUAUUUGCAAUUAAUCCAGCACUACCCCCAUGAAUGGUGCUAUUGUUUUC